Molecule: messenger RNA, 1917 nt
Organism: Seminavis robusta
Lineage: Eukaryota; Bacillariophyta; Bacillariophyceae; Naviculales; Naviculaceae
Source: the annotation of a GenBank genome assembly
AUGAGUACUGCUGGUACCGGUACUAUGGAAUGGCUGUGGGAAGCGCAAGAGUCUGUGGAAGCCAUGAUGCCUGUGGCCGUUAAGGAGCAACUUCCCAUAUGGUGGCCUCUUCCAGUGUUGGUCUAUCUUUUUGCAGAAGUUUGCUUUUACAUCUACUUCAAGACAGUCAUGGUUCCCUUUGCCAAUACGAUCAUUGCACCUUCAGAGUACCGAGACUACGGUCGGGACCGACACAAGCUCAUUCUUCGGAUUCUGGAACGAGUCACUCGGACUGCCAAAGUCAAUGGAAGAGAUGAUUUGGAAGACACAGCACGCUAUCUAGUACAGUGGUUUAACUAUGCUCCCAAUCACUUGGCAGCCGGAUCGGCGCACAAGAAAAAGAAGAAGCAGCAGACUCCCACCACCACAAAGUACCGAAAGAACAAACUCAAAGCGACAACCUCUCCCAAACGACGCGUCGUCAAGUUUGCUUCUUCGGAUAAUACUCCGUCAUCCAGCAACAGCAACAAUAGCGACAGCAGCAGCAGCAGCAGCAAGCCCAGUUUGUUGGUCAAAUUGUCAGACUCUUCCAUUGGAUCUUCCCUGGGAACCGAGUCUGUCUGCUCCUCUUCGGCGACCGGGAGUAGCCCAGACGACAGUCAUUUGACCAUGAGUGAUGACGAUCAUGAUGAGAUGGUAGUGUCUCUUGUGGGAGCGGGACAAGUGGUGGAUGACACGGCGUCGGAUAGUGCCAGUUUGGAUGAUGACGAUGAUGAUUCCAUUGACGAUGACUUUGAUGAUACUGAUGACGACGAAGUCGAUGACAAUGCCAGCAUUCAUGCCGAGUACACUGUCACUGUGCUGCGAAAGGAUGAUGUCGAUGAUUUCAUGGCAUGGGGAUUCUUUGGAAAGUUCGUAUCCACUUUGGAGGAGUGGGAACGGGAGGAAAUGGAAAACUGCUAUCAAGUACUCGAGGAAAUGCAUGGCAUUCGAUUCCAACCGGGACGAUCACCCCACUACAAAUUGAAAUACUUGCUGUCAUUGGAAGAUUGUGUGGCAAUGCAUCGACCAUUGAUAUUCUACCUGCAAGUAUUCUUGGUCAAAUGGUUUGCUGGACUACUCUUUCGAUUGGCGGGCUUCAGUCGACAUGUCGCGGAAUCGGGGGUCAUUUGUUGGUACAAACCAGCUGCCGACGAUGAUUACUCCAAAAACCUGUUGCCACUCUGCUUCUUUCAUGGAGUGGGACCAGGGGGGCAUGCCCUCUACACACUCAUGGUGCUAUUGGGAUUGAAUCGAACGGGGAGAGCCAUCUUUUUGUUUGAGAAUCACUCCGUCACAUGCAGUCUCAACUUUAAGGCAUUGACCGACAAUGAAAUUGUGGAUGGAGUAAGAGAAAUGAUAGACCGAUUCUGUGGACCGGAUCGACCCAUCAGUCUCAUGGGACAUUCCUUUGGAUCCAGUGCAUUGACAUGGAUCUUGCACUCUGAUUUGAAACCACGCAUUCGACAAAUGGUCAUCCUCGAACCGGUCAGUCUCAUGCUCAGUGAAUCUGAUGUCAUUUGCACCAUGGCAAAGCCCAUCUUCAAAGCUGCAAUUGAUCUCGUCUUGGAACACUACAUUCGGCGACAGUAUCCAUGGUACAACAGUGAACUGUGGCUCGAGGAUAUCCCAGAUGAUGUGCAUGUGAUCAUCGGCCUCGCUGGCAGGGAUGGUCUGAUUCCCACCCCCAAGAUCACUCAAGAGAUUGAAGCAUUUUGUGCCGUCAACCCCAAAGUUGCCAAGAACAUGGAUUUCAUUUACUGGAAGAACAACUUGCAUGGGUUGUGCCUGGUCCUGCCCUGGUGUUGGAAGGAUAUCAACGAUGCCAUGCUCAAGCAAGAGCUGGCCAUGAUGAUGCAGUCCAAGUCGUCGCGACGAAGGAGCCGCCUCAAGCUGUAA